CAUGCGUCAAGGAAGGUCGUCCAGUUUCUUUCCACACGCGCCAACGGGCGCCACAAGUCGAACUUCUUUGGACCUGCCAGGCCCCGAUGAGAGCGUCCUUGGCGAUGCCUCGCCACGUGGGACCCUCCUGCUCGGACCUGGACGCGGUCGAGGCACGCCACGAGCUCGACAAAGGACGCCGUUCUCAGGCCUCGUCAGCGGCCAGCACAUCCGCUGUGGCCACAGCGGGCUCCCCUCCGACGGCCGAAGCCGAGAGAAGCGGACCUGGCCCCAUAGGUGGCGAGUCCGGCUGGGCGUCCGCAAUCUCCAAGGAGGCCAUCUGGGUGCUGGGCAUCGUGGUGGCGCUGUGCCUGCUGCUCGUGGCGCUCGUCUACCUCAACCUGAGCCACAGGGCGGGGAUGUGAACGUCGUCUACUACAUGGAAGAGGCCCGCCACACACACUUCGUGGGCCUGUCGCAGAAAUUUAAAUUUUAGUCAUGAAUUUUUUGGCAGAUUUACACUUUCUUCCAUCAAGUGUCUCAGAAUAAUGAUUAAUAAAAUCAUUCGUCGUUACUUGGUGCAGAUUGUAAGGUUAAGCAAGCUCAUAUUUAUUUAAACGAGGAGGACCUCCUAAAACAGACGCGGGUUAUUUGCAUUACGAUGUCGA
Messenger RNA from Dermacentor silvarum, 647 nucleotides. RefSeq lists its product as uncharacterized. Bases 87 to 404 code for a protein of 105 amino acids. The transcript is spliced from 2 exons. The record is from RefSeq and is a predicted model, not a curated record. NCBI's taxonomy places the organism in Eukaryota, Metazoa, Arthropoda, Arachnida, Ixodida, Ixodidae.